This is a messenger RNA of Trematomus bernacchii (emerald rockcod), 1168 nucleotides long. Its product is annotated as zinc finger protein 300-like. The transcript is spliced from 3 exons. Gene Ontology annotation, cellular component: nucleus. The record is from RefSeq and is a predicted model, not a curated record. Lineage: Eukaryota; Metazoa; Chordata; Actinopteri; Perciformes; Nototheniidae. Bases 73 to 927 code for a protein of 284 amino acids.
GUCGGGGCCAAACAGCAGAAAACAGAAUUCACCAGCAGUGGAAGAGUCUCUGUGUGUGAGACUGCUAUAGAAAUGACCCAUGCUAUUAAAGAGGACUCCUCGAGCAGAGCCGCAGAGGAGUCGAGGGAACAGGAUGUUGUCGUUCUGAUAAAGGAGGAAACCACGAAAGAGGAAGUGAGCGACGAUGCAGGCGAUCUGCUUCUCAACGAGGAAGGAUCGGCGGUGCAGCUGUUGGAUACAGACGACAGUGAAGCUGGACCCUCGGGGGAAACGAGGCUCUGGGACCAGAACAGUGAGGUGGCAUCGGAGCGUCAAAACUCCCAGAGUGCACCUGGGUCUCCAGGCCGAGGAGGCGACUCUUCAGACGUUGUUUUUGACGUGGAGUCGGAUUGUGAGUCUCCGGAUAAACAGUUCCUCGUCGUUGGGGCGUCGGGAGGAAAGAACUCGCUGCUUCCCGGGACUUCUGAGCUGAAAAUAGGCGGGUCUUUAAUCUCCUACGACUCAGAUAUCUGCUGUUCCUCGUGGACCAAUCAGACUCUGCCGUCUCACCGACUUCUCGACAACAACAGAUCCGAUAUAAACGUCCCAGCUUUCCCGUUAGCGCUCCAGCUCGCAGGAUCCCAACUGGACCCAUUGGAGAUGAGUCGGUUCUGCAGGGAUCGUCGUUUCGUCUGCAGUUACUGUGGGAAAUGGUUUACAUCCGGGCGAAGUUUGGAGACGCACCUUCGCGUUCACACGGGCGAGAGACCGUACAGCUGCGCUCAGUGCGGGAAGCGCUUCACGCAGUCCGGACACCUGAAGACGCACCAGAGCGUCCACACCGGGGAGCGGCCGUUCGGAUGUACGCACUGCGGGAAGAGGUUCGCCGGGAAGCAGAACCUGAGGAUCCACCUGCAGAAACACCAUCCGGAUCAACAGCAGCUUUAACCAGAAGAAGAAGAACAACUUGAUUUAUCCCAUGAGGGGAUAUUCAGUUUUCUGUGAAGGGGCCUGUCAACCUGCCACUACAUGAUAUGCGUAAAAACAUUCAGCGCUGAGGUUGCCGUUUUGUUUCUAGGGAAAAGCUUAAAAUGGUAGAUUAUUUCAACGUUACAGCAGACCGUUUGAUGGACAACCAAUCAGGUAACAGCUUAACUGGAUUUUCACAGCAAGGCUCUGCAGGAUGAGC